UCCCCUGACCUCGCUCCCUCUCCUCUCCUCCACGUCCGGCAGAGGCGCAGAGGACAGGUUAAACAUGGCGUCGCUGAGGUGCUUUUUCCGCUCCGGAAAGAAUGCAGUUGCGGCUCUGCAGAGGAGCGGGUUUCACAGCAGCGCUCCAGUCGCUGUCCAGAUGACUGUACGCGAUGCUCUGAAUCAGGCGAUGGAUGAGGAGCUGGAGAGAGACGAGAGAGUGUUUCUGUUGGGAGAAGAAGUGGCUCAGUACGAUGGCGCGUACAAGGUGAGCAGAGGUCUGUGGAAGAAGUACGGAGACAAGCGAAUUAUUGACACUCCCAUUUCAGAGAUGGGGUUCACCGGAAUUGCUGUUGGAGCUGCUAUGGCAGGACUUCGGCCAAUCUGUGAGUUCAUGACAUUUAACUUCUCGAUGCAGGCCAUAGACCAGGUCAUAAACUCUGCGGCGAAGACAUACUACAUGUCGGCAGGUCUGCAGCCUGUGCCCAUCGUGUUCAGGGGUCCCAACGGUGCUUCGGCAGGAGUCGCUGCUCAACACUCACAGUGCUUUGCCGCGUGGUACGCACACUGUCCUGGUCUGAAGGUGGUCAGUCCCUGGAACUCAGAAGAUGCCAAAGGGCUGCUCAAAGCCGCCAUCCGGGAGGACAACCCAGUGGUGGUGUUGGAGAAUGAGCUCAUGUAUGGCGUUCCUUUUGAGAUGUCUGAGGAGGCACAGUCCAAAGACUUUGUUAUUCCCAUCGGAAAAGCAAAGAUCGAGAGGCAAGGAACUCAUGUGACACUGGUGUCUCACUCCAGAUAUGUGGGACACUGUUUAGACGCAGCGGCAGUUUUAUCUAAAGAAGGCAUCGAGUGUGAAGUGAUCAACAUGAGAACGAUCCGGCCGAUGGACACAGACACCAUUGAGGCCAGUGUGAUGAAGACCAAUCACCUGGUGACGGUGGAGGGGGGCUGGCCACAGUUUGGGGUUGGAGCCGAGAUCUGCGCCCGAAUCAUGGAGGGUCCCGCCUUUAACUACCUGGACUCCCCUGUGACCCGAGUGACUGGUGUGGACAUCCCAAUGCCCUAUGCCAAGAUCCUGGAGGACAACAGCGUGCCCCAGAUCAAGGACAUCAUCUUCUCCGUCAAAAAGACUCUGAACGUUUGAGAAAAAAAAACACCUCAAAUCCAUUAACGCGGUAAAAAAGCCAAAAUGCUUCAUAAUAUUUCAGUCGAAUAACGCACAAAUGUAAUGUUAUUGAUAAACUAUUACUCCCCUCCUUUUGGCAAUAAAAAGUUCUUCGAUAUUGUGGUAAAAGUAUUUAUUGGGACACUCCAACAUUGUACCUUUUUAGCUGUUUUAAGUGCAUACGACAGGUUUUUAUGUGUUAAAAAUUACACAUUAGUAGUAUGUUGACUUACCAAAAUAAAGGCAUUCUAUAUUGUCUAAUUGUAAGGUUUUUUAUUUAUGAUUUUAACAAGGGCCAAAACUUGUCUAGACUGUAUAAAAAAGUGGACUAAGUGAACGAAAAACAACAAAACAAAAAACACCAGAAUCACUAAGACCGAAUUAAUGAGAUCAUUUUAAGUCCAAAAUGAGAAGCCUGACAGCAGCAGUUACCGAGAUAUGUGUGAUGGGUUUUCAAUAGAAAGUGCAUUGGAACCAGAGUCGAUGGAGUCGUAGGCGCCCCCAUGUUCACUUCCUAGUUGGAAGUACACGGCAGCUAGAGGGUUAGCUGUGCCUGUUUAUAUAUACAGUCUGGUUAAAGUCGUGGUUGCUAGGUAACGGUUUAUGUUUAUCUGCUGCCUGUGUCCAAUCAGUCCAACCUGCCGUAUGCACUUAGAGCUGGUGAUGGUUAAAAUUUAAAUAUUUCAAAGGGGUUUUCUUGUAUUUAAUGAAAAGUGUACAGAAUAUUGUUAUCGUUGGUAACUCUUAAAAUGGAAGCCAGCAGACACAAGCAAAGUUUAAAGGUCCUAUAUUAUGCAAACUUGACUCUUUGUUUGCAUCAAGUCAUGUUAGAAUGAUAUUCCCUCAUCAAUUUUGUUUCAUUCACAUGUGUUUGAGUAAUCCUUUAGUCUGUCUACAUCUCCAAAGCUCAAAAUGCUCCGUUCCACCUUGUGAUGUCAUGAAGCUUGUGGUUUUGAAGUUAACAGCUACUGUUUACCUUUUAGAGCAGUAGAGACUGUCAAUUCCAGGGCUUCACUGUUACCACAUGACAUCACAAGGUGGAUCAGAGUGUUGUCUGUCUGAGAGAAUAACUCAGGGUAAAUAUGCAGGGUUUGUGUGUUUAACAUUUGUGAAUGAAACAAACCACAACAUUAUAUAACAUAGACCAGUGUAAUAUAGGUCCUUUAAGUUCUGUAUGUUUGCUAAUAGGUAUAAACUACAUUAUAAGACAUUGUAGUUAUUUAAUUGACUCAAACCAUUGGAACUUUUCCUUGGACAUGUGGCAAAUCUAAAUUUUCAUUCAUUUUCAAGUUUUCAUUGCAUCUAUUCAGUUUGAUGUUCAAUUCAAACAUGUAUUAUAUUGAUUUUAACACAGAGAUAUAAGAAAAAGUUGUUUUAAUUAUUUUGUGAAUGUUUUACAAUAUUUUAAUUUGAUUAACUCAGCAAAUAAUCUGCCUUGUAGUUGUCUGCAUUAUAAUGUAAAAUGUUUUUUAUACCAGAUGCUCUUCCGGUACAACCUCUUACCACUUGUCUAGACUCUAUAUACUUUUUAAAUUGGAAAAAAUAUCCCUUUUCUGCCAAUAAAUUGUCUGAACUUUUUGCUAGGGACUCAAAACGGCAAUUGCUCAAAUUGUGUAAAUAUCACAAAUCACAGUUCUGUUUUGGAGUUCUGUUGUUUUUCUUUCACAGUUUUUUUUUUAAGACAAACUGCGUCCUUGUCUGAAAUGCCUUGUGUGCAUUUAGCCACAAAACUGACCACAUGAUAAACCCAGACAGACCCUGUGGGUUAUUUAUUGAAGUUUCUGCUGUAAACUACUUCCUGUUACAAAAUAAAAGUCUGGAAACUA
This is a messenger RNA of Boleophthalmus pectinirostris (great blue-spotted mudskipper), 2991 nucleotides long. RefSeq names its product pyruvate dehydrogenase E1 subunit beta (gene pdhb). The transcript has 11 exons. Lineage: Eukaryota; Metazoa; Chordata; Actinopteri; Gobiiformes; Gobiidae. The record is from RefSeq and is a predicted model, not a curated record. The coding region runs from base 65 to 1144 and encodes 359 amino acids. Gene Ontology annotation, biological process: pyruvate decarboxylation to acetyl-CoA. Gene Ontology annotation, molecular function: pyruvate dehydrogenase (acetyl-transferring) activity.